This is a messenger RNA of Raphanus sativus (radish), 1136 nucleotides long. RefSeq names its product (DL)-glycerol-3-phosphatase 2. The record is from RefSeq and is a predicted model, not a curated record. Lineage: Eukaryota; Viridiplantae; Streptophyta; Magnoliopsida; Brassicales; Brassicaceae. Gene Ontology annotation, biological process: glycerol biosynthetic process. Gene Ontology annotation, molecular function: sn-glycerol 3-phosphatase activity.
CUCUCACAGGUCGAGAGUUUAGUUGGUUGUCGAACUAUGUUAUCAGCAUCUCCAACUAGAUUCGUUGCUCAAAGAAUCUCAUUCCGAUCAUCUAAUACGAUUCCGACAAUCUUACUUCCUCCCUUUCCCAGAGGUUUCCAGCAGAGAUCGUUGACCAAAGCUUCACUAAACGCUCGAAUCGUAGCAGCUAUGUCGACCACCACCACCACCACCGCCGUCAACGCCGUCACAGACGCCGGCAGAGGUAACAUCACUCACGUCAUAUUCGACAUGGACGGGCUCCUUCUAGACACUGAGAAGUUUUACACGGAGGUACAGGAGAAGAUACUUGCUAGAUACAAUAAAACGUUUGACUGGUCUUUGAAAGCCAAGAUGAUGGGUAGGAAAGCCAUAGAAGCUGCCACGCUUUUCGUCGAAGAAUGUGGAAUCAGCGACUCUCUUUCACCAGAAGCCUUCAUUGUAGAGAGAGAGUCAAUGCUGCAAGACCUCUUCCCUACAAGUGACCUUAUGCCAGGAGCUAGCAGACUUCUCAGACAUCUCCAUGGGAAAGGAAUCCCAAUUUGUGUAGCCACAGGUACACACACACGACAUUUUGAUCUGAAAACGCAAAGACACCGGGAGCUUUUCUCCUUGAUGCAUCACAUAGUGCGGGGAGAUGAUCCAGAGGUGAAGCAAGGGAAGCCUGCUCCUGACGGUUUUCUUGCUGCUGCCAGGAGAUUUGAGGACGGGCCUGUAGAUCCACGCAAAGCUCUGGUGUUUGAAGAUGCUCCUUCCGGUGUCAUGGCAGCUAAAAACGCUGGAAUGAAUGUAAUAAUGGUACCGGAUCCGAGAUUGGACAAGUCCUACUGUGGUGUUGCCGAUCAAGUUCUAGCCUCUCUUCUAGAUUUCAAACCAGAGGAAUGGGGCUUACCUCCGUUCGAGGAUUCACAAAACUAAGACCACAAAGCUUCAGUUUAACAGUAUCCUCAAGCUAUAAGAUUCUUUUAUGAUUGAAGAAGACCUGUACUCUGGCUGUAUGGGAAAUAAUGUUUGUGUUCAUCAUACACUUGACUGACAAUAAAAUGAUUUGAUUCUUAUUGGGGUCUUUUUGUUAUAUGUUAUGAUUUGAUAAUAAAUUUCUAAUACUUUAUUGGUAA